This is a messenger RNA of Necator americanus (New World hookworm), 933 nucleotides long. RefSeq lists its product as uncharacterized. The transcript has 3 exons. Lineage: Eukaryota; Metazoa; Nematoda; Chromadorea; Rhabditida; Ancylostomatidae. The coding region runs from base 1 to 933 and encodes 310 amino acids. The record is from RefSeq and is a predicted model, not a curated record.
AUGGAAAAGAACAUCUGCUAUCGGCAACGAAAGAGAAAACAAGUCGUCUACGACGAUUGCGUACUCAAGGACGUCUUGUCCCAAGGUAACUGGCACAUCAAGGAGGACCCAAACGUGGACUACGAGAUGCUGCUCAGAGGAUUACGAGCCUGUGCUGAACGUGCCUCGAAGCCGCGCACGAAAAACUUGGAUCGAAUUUCGAAGACCACCAAGGAAUUGUUGGAAAGAAGAAGGGCUUUGAGGUUUGAUCCGAAUGCAUCGCACAUUGAGCGGGAUCUCCGCGAAUAUAAUAUUCCGCUAGCAACCUUGCUGAGCGAAGACGGGACUCGCACGUCUUCUCGUCGUGAGAUGGAAAUCAUUACGGAGAGGUUCUACUCGAACCUUUUCCGUCCAUUAACUCCUGUGUCAAGCCCGAUCAUCCCCACUGGUGAAGCUCCACCACGGAUUCUCCCUUCGGAAGUACGAGUCGCUAUCAAGAGCAUGGAACCUGGCACAGCCCCGGACCUGAUGUUGUAUCAGCAGUCUUUGUUCGGGCUAGUGGCUGUGCACUUCAUGACGCUGGAUGAAGCCCAGCCUCAAGAACAAGCUGGAUUCCGCCAGGGGUUCAGCUGCUUGGACCACAUCCAGACCGUGUCGAGGGUCAUAGAGGUUUGUCGGGAAUACCGCCUGCCCCUUGUUCUAACCUUCGUCGACUAUGAGAAAGCCUUUGACAGCGUAGAAACGAAUGCAGUACUGUUAGCGCUGGUCGAUCAAGGUGUGGACUCGUCGUAUGUGAGGACAUUAGCCAAUUGCUACGAUCAAUGCACGACUAGGAUACAGCUUUUCCACCGCCUUCUCACCAUACCCAUUGGAAAGGGGGUACGACAAGUCGAUACUAUAUCGCCGAAGCUGUUCACGGCUGCAUUGCAAUGGAUAAUGGGGCAUACGUGUUGA